AAAGACCGUAUGUGAGGCUGUUCUCCACAAGCCAAUCGUACUUGAGCUGGGGUGGAGCACAAGACCAGGUUCAAAAGAAUGCUCUCCCAUCUUUGGAAUCAACAAGGCCGAGGAGGAUCGUUGUCGGGAUUACAGGUGCAACAGGUGCCCCGUACGCCAUCCGCAUCUUAACCCUUCUUCACCACCUAGGUGUGGAGACUCAUCUUAUCAUUAGCAAAUGGGCAUUAGCCACACUCAAAUACGAAACAUCAUGAGCGAAGCUGAUAUUCGAGGCCUUGCGAGUAGAUCAUACACGGCAAAAGAUCUCUCAGCACCAAUCGCUUCAGGAUCCUUUCAGCAUGACGGAAUGAUGAUCGUUCCCUGUAGCAUGAAAACUCUUGCUGCAGUACGAUCUGGUUACUGCGAUGACCUAAUAUCAAGAGCCGCCGAUGUCACACUCAAGGAAGACCGCAAACUACUCCUAGCUAUUCGGGAAACACCUUUGAAUUCUAUUCAUCUUGAGAAUAUGCUUGCUCUUCGUCGUGCUAACGCCAUCAUCUUCCCUCCUGUUCCGGCUUUAUAUACCAGGCCUGAGGGUAUCGAUGAUAUUGUUGAUCAAAGUGCUGGAAGGAUGUUGGAUAUGAUGGGAAUAUUCACUGAUGGAUUUGAGCGAUGGGAGGGGUUCAAGAAAGUUCAGACUGAGAUGUAGCCGGGAUAUGAGCAAGAUGUCGGCUGAACUAUUUCAUAAGCUGAUAUGAG
Molecule: messenger RNA, 738 nt
Organism: Fusarium oxysporum Fo47
Lineage: Eukaryota; Fungi; Ascomycota; Sordariomycetes; Hypocreales; Nectriaceae
Product: putative phenylacrylic acid decarboxylase
Exons: 1
Coding region: 251-688 (145 amino acids)
Molecular function (GO): carboxy-lyase activity
Source: RefSeq, a predicted model, not a curated record